AUGCGGCUACCCAGCAUGUCCGGACACUUUCUGCUCGCGCCCAUCCCGGAGGCCGCCUCGGACUGCCUCCCGCCCAAGGACAUCAAACUGGCCGUUUUGGGCUCCGGCCGCGUAGGCAAGAGUGCAAUGAUUGUGCGUUUCCUGACCAAGAGAUUCAUUGGCGAUUAUGAACCAAAUACAGGUAAGCUGUAUUCCCGGCUUGUCUGUGUGGAAGGAGAUCAGCUGUCCCUGCAGAUCCAGGACACCCCGGGAUACAUUCAGCUACAAGACAGUGUCAUUCAGGUGGUGGACUCUCUCUCCAGAUGCGUGCAAUGGGCAGAGGGUUUCUUGCUGGUCUACUCCAUCACAGACUCCGACAGCUACCAGUCCAUCCGGCCCCUGUACCAGCACAUCCGGAAGGUCCACCCUGACCCCAAGGCCCCCGUCAUCAUCGUGGGCAACAAGGGAGAUCUGCUGCAUGCUCGCCAAGUGCAGACACAUGAUGGCAUUCAGCUCGCCAGCGAGCUGGGCAGCCCAUUCCUGGAAAUCUCCACCAGCGAGAACUACGAUGAUGUCUGUGAUGCCUUUCAGCAUCUCUGCCGAGAAGUGAACAAGCUGCACAAUGUGGGUGGGGAGAGGAGACGCUCCUCCAUCAUCCCCCGUCCACGCUCGCCCAAUAUGCAGGACUUGAAGAGGCGCUUCAAGCAGGCGCUCUCGUCCAAAGUCAAGUCCCCUUCUGCCUCCUCGGCACUGGGAUGA
This is a messenger RNA of Chrysochloris asiatica (Cape golden mole), 738 nucleotides long. RefSeq names its product RAS-like, family 11, member A (gene RASL11A). NCBI's taxonomy places the organism in Eukaryota, Metazoa, Chordata, Mammalia, Afrosoricida, Chrysochloridae. The record is from RefSeq and is a predicted model, not a curated record. The coding region runs from base 1 to 738 and encodes 245 amino acids. The transcript has 4 exons. Gene Ontology annotation, molecular function: GTPase activity; GTP binding.